Pantherophis guttatus is the source of this 2460-nucleotide messenger RNA. It is a transcript of the gene FBXW9, whose product is annotated as F-box and WD repeat domain containing 9. Gene Ontology annotation, molecular function: protein binding. NCBI's taxonomy places the organism in Eukaryota, Metazoa, Chordata, Lepidosauria, Squamata, Colubridae. The record is from RefSeq and is a predicted model, not a curated record.
CCGGAAGCGGUUGCUCCUUGGAGACAAGACGCGCGAAGGCGGGCCUGACCUGUCAGGACGAAGCUUUCUUAAACCGAUGGUGCCGGUUCUUCCUUUCCGACGAAGCGGCUGAGGCAGGUUGCCGUGAGGAUUAGGAUCCUGGCUCACUGCUGGGGCCGGGAAACAAGACCCGACGUUGGGAUUAACCUUUUAACUCCGUGGAGCUCCGCAUCUGCAGAACGGAGCUCUUCCCAGGGCGCUAAGGCGGGCGUGACCGCUCUUCGUAUGCCAUGUCUGCCUGAUCGGAGGAGUUGUCUUCGGCAACAAGAGCUGGUUUUUGCAGUUGCUGCACUUCCCGGACAGCAAUGGAAACUGUCCCAGGUUCUUCUGUUGAACAGCAAGACUCUGACAAUGACUCUGACACAGAGAGCAAAAUAGAUCCAGAUACCCAGGCCCUAGAGUAUGUGGAGCGUGUUCUUGGAACUUCAAAUCAGUCCAGGCAAGCAACUCAGUGUCUACCUCCAGAGUGUCUCUCAGUAGGUGGUAGAGUCCGAACAUCAGACCUCAAAUCACCUCUAGAACUGAAAAAAUCUUCUGUUGUUGAAGAAACUGCUUCAGGGCUGUUAUCUCUUCCUCUAGAGUUGAUUUUAGAAAUCUGUUCCUACCUGCAAGCCAGAUUUGUUUUGCAUGUCCUUCCUUUAGUCUGCAAGACACUGAGGGACAUUGUGCAAGAUGAAGUCAUUUGGAGAAUUCGACUUUUAAAAAGAAUUGGCAAUUGCUAUCCAAUUGUAGAAGGCAAUGAUUUUAACUGGCCAACAGCUUGCAUUGAACUAGAGGAACAUCUCCAACAUUGGGCAGAGAGUGGCAAAAACACAGAGUAUUUUUCCCUUACUGAAGGGCACUUUGCAUCUGUUGAUUCUGUACUGCUCCUUCAGGGUGGGGAUCUGUGUAUUUCUGGCUCUCGAGACCGAAAUGUCAACUUGUGGGAUCUAAGGCAGCUGGGCAAAGCACCAGAAAAAGUUCUAGUGAAAGUGCUGGGGACAGAGCGCAGUGGAACACACAAGGGGUGGGUUUGGUCUCUGGCUUCAUGUGAUAACUGUGUAUGUUCAGGCUCCUGGGACAGCAAAGUGAAGUUAUGGGAUAUAGCUGCUGAUGGAAAACAGUUUGGAGAAAUCAGUGAGAAAGCAGCCGUAUUGUGCCUUUCUUACUUGCCUGACAUUCUGGUCACAGGAACAUAUGACAAGAAAGUGUCAGUCUAUGAUCCACGAGCUGCUUAUGCCCCAGUGAUGAGCCGCAGGCUUCACUCCAAUGCAGUCCUAUCCCUUGCAGCUGACGAACACAUCAUUGUCUCUGGCAGUGAGGAUCGAACGCUGGUAUGUUUUGACAGGCGGACCAAUAGUGUGCUUCAAAGGCUUCAGCUGGAUACAUACCUAUUUUCCAUGUCAUACCAGGGUUCUCAACUAUGGGCUGGUGACAAUUAUGGAAUGCUAUAUGUCUUUGAGAACAAUGGAGGGCGUUUCCAGCAAAUUCGGUAUUUUGAUGUAGGUCAUCGCUCUCAGAUCACUGGAGUCCAACACUCAUUGGGUGCCCUGUAUACAACUUCCACUGACAAGACGUUCCGUAUCCAUGUUCCUACAGAUCCACCAAAGGUCAUCUUCUCACAGACCCACAGCUAUGUGCUAAAUGGGAUCUGUGCUGAAGGAAAUGUGGCAGUAGCUGCCUCAGGUGGUUUGUCCUUGGAGGUUUGGAAACUCAGUAUUUGAUGACAAGCCAAAAGCCAUGCUCUUAAAUUCAGGAUCAUCAAGUACAGUGUAUUGGAUUAUUUCCUCAUAGGUUCCAGAUUCCUGGUAUCUGCUGAAUUGUUGUUGUUGUUGUUUUUUUUUUAAUAUGUUCUUUGGUGCUGAAUAAUCAAAUGUUGAAACCUCAGCCUUGCUUGUCUGAGUAGGGGUAACAGGCUUGUAUGGAGGCUAUCUGAUUCACACUUGAACCUUAACCUUAACCUAACCCUUUCUUGCUGGCCAUCUCUUUCUCAUUUCAUCUUGUUUGGCUGAAACACAUAUUUGUGUGUACUCUUUCCAUCCUCUGGCCCCUUCAAGGUCUGCCCCACUCAACAUAUAGGAGCAGUAUACUCUCUAUGGCUUGAUGGCCAAGAACUUAUUGGCUUACCAGGUAAAUAAGCACAGGUCUAAGCAUGAAAGGGUGAAUUAUGGGCAGAGGGGAGGGUGAUGAUUAGAGAGACUACCCAGCUAACCGGGCCUGGUGAACGUUUACAUUUAAUUAAAAUAACUCUGCCAUAAUGGCAGAUCAAGAGUUAUGUUGCCUUUUUCCUCCCUUGUGAUAAGCAAAGCAUGUCUUAAAGCAUGAUUUUUAAAAGAUUUGGUUUAGAAUUAAGAAAUGGAACCCACUAAAUAAGAUUAUAGCAAAUUUUGACUGUACAACCAUUUUCUCAAUUUUGUCGUUAUUAAAUUAUAACAAAAACAA